Messenger RNA from Sinocyclocheilus grahami, 1809 nucleotides. Its product is annotated as CUGBP Elav-like family member 4. NCBI's taxonomy places the organism in Eukaryota, Metazoa, Chordata, Actinopteri, Cypriniformes, Cyprinidae. Gene Ontology annotation, molecular function: RNA binding. The transcript is spliced from 13 exons. The coding region runs from base 184 to 1809 and encodes 541 amino acids. The record is from RefSeq and is a predicted model, not a curated record.
CACGGGGAGAGAGACCGAUGGAGAAAGUGAAAGAAUCCUGAGGAGAAAACACGGGGAAACCGAGAGAGAAGCGUACAGCCGUGAUAGAGGGAGAGGAAGAGGAGGAGAAAGAGAGAGAGAGAGAGAGAGAGAGGAGGAGUGGAUGGUAGAGAGCCGGAGACACAGCGCGCGGGAGGGAGAAAGAUGGCCUCGGUCACGGCGGAGAAUGGCUUCAGCACCGCGGACAGCUCCGGUAGAAUGAACGGACUCAACAGCGCGAUUCCGAUGAAAGAUCACGACGCCAUCAAGCUCUUCAUCGGUCAGAUCCCGCGCAACCUGGACGAGAAAGACCUCAAGCCUCUGUUCGAGGAGUUCGGGAAGAUCUACGAACUCACGGUGCUCAAGGACCGGUUCACCGGGAUGCAUAAAGGAUGUGCCUUUCUAACGUACUGUGCCAGAGAGUCAGCGCUGAAGGCCCAGAGCGCUCUCCACGAACAAAAGACUCUACCCGGGAUGAACCGGCCCAUCCAGGUGAAACCGGCCGACAGUGAAGGACGAGGAGAAGACCGGAAGCUGUUUGUGGGCAUGCUGGGGAAGCAGCAGAGUGAAGAAGAUGUGCGACGGCUGUUCGAGUCGUUCGGUCAGAUAGAGGAGUGCACCGUGCUGCGGGGGCCUGAUGGGGCCAGUAAGGGCUGUGCUUUUGUAAAGUAUUCCAGUCAUGCAGAAGCCCAGACUGCGAUUAACAGUCUCCACGGUGGACAGACGAUGCCGGGCGCGUCCUCCAGUCUGGUGGUGAAGUUUGCAGACACCGAUAAGGAGCGGACCCUGCGUCGGAUGCACCAGAUGGCCGGUCAGCUCGGCAUCUUCAGUCCCAUGACCAUCCAGUUUGGAGCGUAUGGAGCUUACACACACGCUCAGAUCAUGCAGCAGCAGCAGCAGCAGGCGGCGCUCAUGGCAGCGACGCAGGGCUCGUAUCUGAACCCCAUGGCUGCCAUCGCCGCCGCUCAGAUGCAGCAAAUGGCAGCUUUCAACGUCAACGGCCUGGUGGCUGCACCCAUGACGCCGUCUUCAGGCACCAGCACGCCACCAGGCAUUGCAGCUCCCAUCGGGGUGAACGGCUUCAGCGCUCUCCCUCCCCAAAGCAAUGGACAGCCCGCCUCCGAACCCAUCUACACCAACGGCAUCCAUCCGUACCCAGCGCAGAGCCCGACGAUGGCCGAUCCUCUCCAGCAGGCGUAUGCCGGCAUGCAGCACUAUGCAGCAGCCUAUCCUGCCGCUUACGCGCCAAUCAACCAAGCGUUUCCCCAGCAACCAGCCAUCAUCCCCCAGCAACAGCGGGAAGGACCGGAGGGCUGUAACCUGUUUAUUUACCACCUGCCGCAGGAGUUCGGCGACGCGGAGCUCAUGCAGAUGUUUCUGCCCUUUGGCAACGUCAUUUCCGCCAAAGUCUUCGUGGACCGAGCCACCAAUCAGAGCAAGUGUUUCGGUUCAGUACUGAGCGAAUCUAGUUUUACGCUGUCCUACCCUUCUGUGAGUUCUGUUGACGUUUACAUGAGCAUCUUCAGAGAUAGCAGCGAGUUUGGUCCACUAGGAGGUCGAGGGUGCAGGGAACGAGCUGUUACACACGUGUGUCGUUCAGUACUGAGCGAAUCUAGUUUUACGCUGUCCUACCCUUCUGUGAGUUCUGUUGACGUUUACAUGAGCAUCUUCAGAGAUAGCAGCGAGUUUGGUCCACUAGGAGGUCGAGGGUGCAGGGAACGAGCUGUUACACACGUGUGUCGUCAGUGUCUCAUGUCUGGCAUAUUUCACCACAAAAUAAUCAGAAAGUGA